Messenger RNA from Cylindrotheca closterium, 576 nucleotides. Lineage: Eukaryota; Bacillariophyta; Bacillariophyceae; Bacillariales; Bacillariaceae. The record is from the annotation of a GenBank genome assembly.
AUGGCAGACCUAAUCAACAAGGAUUAUUUGUCAAAUGAUGGCGCCUUCAUCUUAACGGGUGUGUUGGUUGCGGGUGCACUCAUAAAGUAUGCCUACUUGAGCAGAUGUGGGAGAAGAACCUUUGAGGAGCUGAUGGAUCCGGAGGAAGCUGAAGCACAACGUCAGCAGAAAGCUGCAGAAGAAAGAUUGUGCAUGCAACUAGUUGAAUCGAUAGGGCCUUUCAAGUCAACGAAAUCAAAGCAAACAUCAGAAGAAGGUGAUGUAGAAGAGGGGAAAGAUUCAAGACAAGAAGUCGAAGGAUCCAGUGACGAAAACGACGCCGACACACAAGACGACCACGUUCGUGCAUUCUCAAACGCAUGUGCCAUUUGCUUGGAAGAGUUUGAAGAGGGUGUCAACGUUGUAAAGUCUGUCGCUACAAGUAGCUGUCCACACAUAUUUCAUGAUACAUGCUUGAACGAGGUGAUUUUGGCUUCAACGAGGAAAGGGAUUUAUAGCAUCCCCUGUCCGUGUUGUAGACAGACAUUUGUUGAAACGGACCCGCCACAACAGCGCAAUGGUGAGGUACAGCAGUAA